Molecule: messenger RNA, 375 nt
Organism: Spirometra erinaceieuropaei
Lineage: Eukaryota; Metazoa; Platyhelminthes; Cestoda; Diphyllobothriidea; Diphyllobothriidae
Source: the annotation of a GenBank genome assembly
AUGAUGAUACCUAACUGCGACCUUGCCUACAAUUGCCGUGGUGAGUGGGUCGGGCGGGGUGAGAGGGCGAGACUGGUGCUCAAUUCAAAAGACGAGUUCGUGCGGACACCACAAAGCAUUAAGAGGGUCUUCCAGAGCCUCCGUGUGGAGAUUGCGAGAGGGAUGUUGGCCUCACAAGCGGCGGCGGCGGCGGAGGAGGAGGAGGAGGAGGAGGAGGAGGAGGAGGAGGAGGCGGAGGAGGAGGAGGAGGAGGGACGAAUGAGGGAAAAAAGGAAGAAUAAGGAGGGGCUGAAGAAAAUAACCAAAAAGCACAACCAGACGACUGUCUCGGGAGGCGUUUACUUCGAGAUGGGUUCAUACGACCAUCGUCUCUAA